Molecule: messenger RNA, 3309 nt
Organism: Rhincodon typus (whale shark)
Lineage: Eukaryota; Metazoa; Chordata; Chondrichthyes; Orectolobiformes; Rhincodontidae
Product: protein APCDD1-like
Exons: 5
Coding region: 814-2376 (520 amino acids)
Biological process (GO): negative regulation of Wnt signaling pathway
Cellular component (GO): plasma membrane
Molecular function (GO): Wnt-protein binding
Source: RefSeq, a predicted model, not a curated record
UAAGAAGUUGCCCAAAUUGCUCAGAGAUUAGAAAGGGGAUUCGAGAGGCGAGGUGGGAUUUGAUUUCCCAGUCAAAAAUCAGUGUUGUGUAAGAAUGAAAGGACGUUUCCUGGAUAAGUGUCUUGGUGGAAAAACAACAAACCCUUCAGUGUGUGUGUGUGUGUGCGCGCCACAAGAAUGAUCGUCAUAAACUCAUCCCUUUGAUACAGCGCCUCAGAGGCAGAGUCUCCACCUCCUGACCCACAGCCAGUGUUGAUGUGCUUGGGAACUGAGAGGCCUCGCCACAAACACACACACACAUACACAGAGACAGAGACAUUCUCAGACCCUCUCUCUCCUGCACACACACACACGCACACACACGCAGACAGAGACAGACACAGACUCUCUCUGUCUCACACACACACAGACAGACACAGACUCCCUCUCUCACACACACACUGUGUAGCAGAACACUCAAAGCUUCCAGCCACCGCUCCUUGGGUGCGCUGUCCUAAAUCUGAGGCACUUUCACACUGCCUCAGCUUCCGUUUGUUUUCUUGGAAAACCAAAGGAAAAAAACUAAAAGAGAGAGAGAAACUUCUGCGCAAAUUAGCUGUUGGAAUUCAGCGGCUGGUUUACCGGCAGUCAGAGAGAGCCUGGGCUGUGAGUGAGGAAUAGAAAGGGAGAGAUAUCUAUCUCUAACCCCCUUAUACACACACACACAUAGACACACACAGACAUACUGUGAGAAGGACAGCUUGCAGCGGUCGCUUGGCUUCGGAAGUAAUCCCGGGAGUGAAGGCGGAUCAAGAGGGGGAGCUCCGGGACAAUAUGAACGGGAUGUGGAAACAGCGGCUGGGAACGGUGUCCCGGUCGCUUCUACUGACAUUCAUCAUCACAGGACUGUGUAGUGCUUCAUCUCUCCAUUCCUCAGAGGGAACUUCCAGCAGGUCCAUCGAGAAAAUCCUGGGCAAAUUUAGCAAAGAUUUUCAAUGUCAUCACAUGUUGAAGCACCUGUACAAUGGAGCCAGGAUAACUGUGCAAAUGCCCCCUCAGGUAGAGAGCCAUUGGGUCUCUACAAAUUGCGAAGUGAGACCAGGCCCUGAGUUCAUUACCAGAUCCUACAGAUUUUACUCCAAUAACACAUUCAAGGCUUAUCAGUUUCAUUAUGGAGACAAUCAUUGCACACACCCCACCUACACCUUCGUGAUCAAAGGGAAACUCCGAUUGCGCCAAGCUUCUUGGAUCAUUCGAGGAGGAACCGAGGCUGAUUACCACCUUCACAGGGUGCGGAUCGUCUGUCACAACAAGGUGACAGCUGAGGAGAUGAGCCUGAAGCUGAACAGGUCGUGCCCGGGGUUCAUACCAGGAGAGAAGGUGUGGGAGCCGAACGUGAGCUACAACCUGUGGAGCGAUGAUAACGGGUGCAACUGUUUCCAGGCUCUGAACUUUGCCAUGCACGAACUGCAGCUCCUCAGGGUCGAGAAACAGCACCUACACCACAAUCCUGAGCAUGUGGUGCAAGAGCUCUUUCUGGGGGAUAUCCACACAGAUUGGUCCCAGAGAAUGUAUUACAGACCCUCCAGCUAUCAACCUCCACUACAGAAUGCCAAGAACCAUGAUCAUUCAUGCAUGGCCUGUCGGAUAAUUUAUCGAUCAGAUGAGCAUCACCCUCCCAUUCUACCUCCAAAGGCAGACUUAACUGUAGGGCUGCACGGCCAAUGGGUGAGCCAACGGUGUGAAGUUCGGCCAGAAGUGCUCUUCCUCACCCGGCACUUCAUCUUCCAUGACAACAACAACACCUGGGAAGGGCAUUACUACCAUUUCUCGGACCCCGUGUGCAAGCAUCCAACAUUCACCAUCUACGCCAAGGGCCGUUACAGCCGAGGCAUCCCUUCCACUAAAGUGAUGGGAGGAACAGAGUUUGUGUUCAAAGUGAACCACAUGAAGGUAACACCAAUGGAUGCUGCUACUGCAUCUCUCUUGAACGUCUUCAAUGGAAAUGCAUGUGGUGCCGAGGGCUCCUGGCACGUGGGAGUGGAGCAGGAUGUCACUCACACCAAUGGCUGUGUGGCUCUGGGGAUACGCCUCCCUCACACAGAGUAUGAGCUCUUUAAAAUGGAGCAGGAUGCUAAAGGUCGAUACCUGCUGUUCAAUGGACAAAGACCUAGUGAUGGAUCCAGUCCAGACAGGCCAGAGAAGAGGGCUACAUCUUAUCAGGCUCCUUUACUCCAGUGUGCUGCAUCUGCAGUGGGAUUGGAUGAGUCAGUAGAAGAUGGCAAACAAGCCAGAUCAAUCAAUGAUGGAUCAGAGAGAAUUGAGCACUCUGGUGGCGCUGUUGUAUUACUGUUUAUUUGUGCAUUGCCCUCAUUGAUCAAGCAUAUGUUGAGCUAAGUGCAACCUCGUCUUCCUAAUGUUUCUAUGACGGAAAACUCUGUUGACUAGAAAUUUUUUCUCCUUCCAGACAGUUAAUUGACUUGAUGCACUUCAAUGCUGAAAUAUUGUUCCUCCAUUUGAAGGCAUCAGUAUGAUUUUUCCACUUUGAACUCCCUCCAGUCAAUUUCAGACAUGGAACAAGUAGCAUCUACUGCACAACCGUAACAGCACUUUAUUACGAUGGAAGACUUUAUCUGGCACACACUGUAAAAAUGUACAUAGUUUGCCAAGUAUAUUCAAGCUAGCAUCAUCGGUGGCAUUCUCCUCCCAACGCCUAUACGCUUCAGGUAACUCGAGAGGACAUUUGUAAUUGGUCAAUUGAACUAGUUUUUGUAUAUUUGAGUCAAUAGUUUCAAUGUACAAGAUCUGGAGUUAUAAAAAUGAACUAUCAGUAAAAGUUAGAAAGAAGGUAUUGUAUUCCUUACACAGGAACACCAGUAAAACAAAAUGGCAUCAAUUAAGGUAAUAAUUAAGAAAAUACUGCUUUUACAUUUUAUUUUUACUUACAUUAACACAAGUCAAUAUCUGUAUUAUUUCUACAAAAUAAUUUUUCUGCUGUGGGUUAUGUGUGGCACUUGUUUAUCAGUUACUUUGUUAACAAUCUAGGUAUAGGUUUGACAUUAUUUAUAUACCAAGCCACCAGAUUUUUUUUACUGGUCUGGUUUUAACUUCUGGCAUCAUUAAUUUUCUUACGAUUUUAGAAAGCACGUACUUUUGAGAAGUGCUUUUGGGCAAUUAUACAAGUAAAUAAUUAUAAUGUUGAUUAACUCCUGUCUGAUGUAAAGGUUCUUGUCUUUUUUCCUGCUCCCUUUUCCUACAACAUUUCGACAGAAAUCAUAACAAUGCUUCAUAUCAAAUCAAGGGACCCGAUGCUAUUCUAAAAUUGCAAAU